This is a messenger RNA of Venturia canescens, 5820 nucleotides long. RefSeq names its product dynein axonemal intermediate chain 3-like. Lineage: Eukaryota; Metazoa; Arthropoda; Insecta; Hymenoptera; Ichneumonidae. Gene Ontology annotation, molecular function: dynein heavy chain binding; dynein light chain binding. Gene Ontology annotation, cellular component: inner dynein arm. The transcript has 2 exons. The record is from RefSeq and is a predicted model, not a curated record. The coding region runs from base 2452 to 5463 and encodes 1003 amino acids. Gene Ontology annotation, biological process: cilium movement involved in cell motility; inner dynein arm assembly.
GUAGCCAUAUCAAUGUGGUACGAGAUAUAAAAAAUGUAUGCACCUGAAUAACUCGUGAUAGUACUCGAACUAGCUUCGUAUCGAGCGCAUGGACGCGUGUGUUUCGUUUCUUACGGAAGCCAAAAUAAACGAGGAGCACGCGAGAGCAGGGAGUUUUGUUUAUUUUCGGGAAAGGAGCGAUUGCGGCAUUGGACUUUUGCGGGAUCGGGGCUCGGAGCCAAAGGCUUUUGCGUUAUCUCCAAAGCCAUAUUUUCGCAUGACUCCUUCGGUCGGUGUAAAAUCCUCGAGUGUCACGUCACUGCGAUGAACUCUUGGAACGAUCGAACGCACCGGAGACGAGAGAGUUGCUCUCGCGGCGUAGAAUAUUCUGUGGCGUGGUAGCGACGCGAGUGUCGUCGCACGCGAUUUUCAAGCACGAGUAAGAGAUUCUCUUGUGCGGAGAGUUCCAAGAGUCACGGUCCGACCGAGGGAACGGCUCGAGCAUGAAAUUCUGAAAAGAAAAGUCUCCAGAUUUUUUCGUCCGCUGCGCCGCGGGGCCCGGGCUCUGACUCGUCGAUAAACACGGCUCGGAAACGCGGUCUCGGAGAGGAAAACUUCGAAGGCAGGCGACGAAUCUUCAACGUCUUUUGAAGCGUCCUGUACGAGUUGGGUCGGCGAGUAUAGAAGCGAGAAUCAACGCGGACGGCAAAAGAUGCGAAGCACACGCAGCGAGAGCGUCAAGUAGGUCGUCGGGUUUUUUUCUCGCUCUCUUUUUCCGCCGCAACAACUUCGGGCUCUCCAUAAUCCACACCCGUGCACUUGAUGAACCGGGCUGACCUCACAGCCUGGCAUAGAUUGGUAACGCUCGCUUUUCCUCUCCCUGCGCCCGCCGGGAGGUUCGACUACGCAACAAAGUUUCUCAGCACCGCGUACGGCGAUGGGCAAUAACGCAGCGUUUCUUAUCAUCUCGACGCACGAAUUCGUUUGAAAAAAUUCACGAACGGGCUGAACGCCUGAACCGAGGCGAAUUCGGCUGUGAAGAAAUCGCCUGGAAAUUGGCUUCGCCGAGAACGAACUUCGCUACGAGGAGUAAACUCCGUUAAUAAUGCAACUAUAAGUGCGCUCAGCGAGCGCAAGGAAAAGAAGGCCGCUCGCCUGUUGCACUCCACGCGGUUUCUCCUCCCAUUGAUGCCAUAUCGUGUUAUCCUAUUUUUAGAAAUGAUACGACUCGUGUUGAGAAUACACAUUAAGUAGACCUCGCCGUUGCCUAUUGCGCAGAUCAGAUACGAGCAGUUCUCCAGGCUGCUUCUUUUCCACAGUCCCGAGACGAGGUCGUUAAUCGCAGCAAGCGAGGAAAGAAGCUGUGAAAAAUCUCGUUAUUACUCAUUUCAAAACUCCAGUAAAUUGCAAACAAAAAUGUGACAAAAAAUCGAGAUAAAAGCGACACUAAAAAAUUGGAGUAAAAUGUGCAGCCAAAUUUAUUUGCGCGUUCCCAUGAUCGCUCGUCGCACGUGGAACGUGCCGGUCCGCCGGACGCGUAUAAUUAGCGAGAACAGACAUUUGCGCCAUUCUUACGUUUGCCCUUUUUCGCUGCUAUUUUCGCCAGGCUCGAUAUUCUUACUCUCCGCUAUAAAAACGCCCGCGUAGACAAAGAGACGGGUCUCGGAUCCCCGCGAGUAACUCGGAGCUCCGAGUGACGGGUAAAUAAUACGAGCUUAUUCCCGGAGUGUAUACACGACGAAGGCGAUUCAUAGUUUCCGAGAUAAUCAGGGUCAGUGGAUCGGGCUAUUUCGGAACGAAAAGUCUCGUGAGUUUUUGAGCUUCGGUCGAUUUGCACUGGACCAAUGCCUGCUGACCGAGGGCACUUGUCACGCCCCCUUCUCGGGUGUCAGCGUCCGGAUUGGCCUCCGGUGAAUCUUCCAACGAUAUUUCGAGCGGUGGGUCGCCGAAGACGAUCGCUGGAGACGCUGUGAGAUCGGAGUUCCAUGAGCCUGUCGCGAGCGCCUACGAAACUCCAUUUCCCAAGGUGAACGGGACUCCGUUUAAUCGAUGGUACUAACCGCCGUCGUAGUCUGAACACGGGCCUCCUUAAACCGGUUUACCUCAGUUGUCAAUUGAAUGCAGCCGGGCGCGCGCGCGUGUCCGAAAGACGAACGGUGGAAGUUUUGUCCGAUGGAAGAGUGUUUGUUGCACAGCGUGCCGUGUCGCUAAAAAACGUUUGAUGACGCAAGCGAUUUUUAAAACGAUUUUUCGUACCUGGAGCGACGGUUUUUUUCGAAUUUCGUCGGCUGGAAAUGGCCGAUGAGAAUCGAGCCUCAAGAAUUGAUUUUACGAUUGUUGCGCCUUUUGAUCCCGAGUGGAAGAUUUGAACAACAAUCGUAACGAGAAAUCUCAUUCUUCUGCAUCGAGAGAGAGAAAAGCGACGCGCGCAGUGCUCCGAAAGCGUCCAGGCCUGGGAAAGCACAUAUAAAUAUGCCGAGAAACGGGUUAGAGUGGCCUUCAAGCUGGGUUUUUAGGAAAGACGAAAAUAUAACGAACGUGGAGCGCAUAAAGCUGACGAGUGAAGAGCAGCGUGAAUUGGGUUGCACGGUCGGCGAGUGCGUGUUCCUAGAAUAUCCAUGGGCUUACGUGACGGUGGGAUCGGCAAGAAAACUCGUCGAGCGCGCCGGCUCGAGUCUGGAAGCUCACAGGGAUUUAAUCAAAGCGUACGAAGCGCAAGAAUUCUUGGUCGGUUACGCCUCGGAUGAGCUGACGUCGAGCGAUUUCGUGAUCUGUUUGACGGAGGCUGCGCGGGAUGAAAUUCGAUCGAGGAAUCGUCGAGUUACCAGCCGAGUGCUGGCCAAGGUUGAGAACAUGGUGCGAAAGGAGCCGAGAAAUUGGAGAUCCUUGAAGAGCGAGGAGGAGCUGGAGCAAACGUUCGUUAAGCCAACGAGACCGUUUUACGAGCUCGAGAUAUCGCUGCCGUCGACGAGGCUUGGCCGGCAGCGCAGUUUAACUGACCGCGACACCGAUCAAGCUCGGGAUGCCUACGUGGAGAUUCUGCCGGGUGAACGAGUCUUCCGAACCGUCCCGAUGGCCACGAUUUCUCGCUCCGUCCAAACGAACCUCGAGGGCAAAGAGAUCAGCGUUCAAUCGCACUUUGGAUACCCCAAAAACAAAUGGACGCAGUACGACCAGCUGACUUUCCAAGAUCCUGAUAAAACCGAAGAGCCGAAGGAUUUAGAGGGAGUCGCUGAGGCAGAAGAGCCUGAAAAUGACGAGGAGACGGAUACGAAGAAGGACACGACGGUGGCGGACGAGAGCAUCGAUCGAGAGCCAACGGGACCGACGCCUUUAGAAAUUUUCUUAAACGCCCGUUCCCCCGAAGUGAUAGACGUCGUAGAAUUCAACACGGCCAUCAACAUGCACUCCGACGACAUUGAUAAUCUUGCUGGCAAGUGUUUUUCAGAUCCGGAACAUGAGCCCGGCUUGGAUUACGAAGAUCGAGGUUCUUUCGUCUGCUUGAGCAUCACGAACGGGAAAUCCAUUUCCGACCUCACUUGGCACCCCUUUCGAAGCGGUUUCUUCGCUGCUUGUUACGUCAACGUCGUCAGCGACGCUCCGAUCAACGGGAAGACUUGUCUCGAUCGCUCGAGCGUGCUCGUAUGGUCGAUCAGUGAUUCCCUCGGACCCAGAUUAGUGCUGGAAGAUGCCCAGGAAAUUCAUUCCGUUUCUUUCUGUCCUUAUCGCCGAGACAUUCUUAUCGGAGGCUCGGCCAGCGGGCAGGUCGUUAUCUGGGACCUGAGAGGCAACUUUGAUGAUAAAACAGUGAAAAAUCGUGAAGACCGAGGAGGCAGGGACGCCGUGGGGUCGGUUUCGACUUGCAGCAUGGACCAGUGUCAUUUAGCUCCGAUACGAGCGAUCAGAUGGCUGCCUCCCGACGUGAGAAUAGAAUCGAGUGGGAAAGUGAGCGAACUCUCGGAUAAAACGAGUGUCCAGUUCAUGACAGCGUCGGAAGAUGGCUCAGUGGCCGUUUGGGACCUGCUCUGGCAGCCGAAUUUAGUCGCGUCAGGGAAAAGCUUGAAGGAGAUCGUAACAGCGACGAUGGUGUUCGGCGAAGAUCUCAAGCGGUUGGAUCGAGUGUUUGAGCCUCAUUUCAAACUCUUCGUCAAGUCGCCCAAGGAAGCGAUCAAGUUGACGCUGCUCGACCUUUGUCUGCCGAAUUUCAGGUUCACCGGGUCCGCGAGAAGCCGGGAAAUCUCGUUGGAAGAGAAACCGGAUGCCAACAAGAGAUUGUGGCUGGGUUUGGCCCAAGGCCAAGUGGUCCUGUGCACGUGGCAAGGUCAGGAUUUUGAAACGGAGCCCGCUGGCUGCGAGAGCUGCGAAAUCGUCGAAGAAUCCUACGUCCACGAUGGAGCGGUGAUCCGGGUCUCGAGAUGCCCUCAGAUCGAAAAUCUCCUGCUGAGCAUCGGUGGCCACGUAUUCGCGAUGUGGAAAGACGAUGAAUUGCGUUCGCCGCUGCUCUGGCGAAGGCGACCCGGUUGCGCGUACACCGCCUGCUGCUGGAGCCACGAGCUACCUGGCGUGUUUGUUCUCGGGCGAAGCAACGGUGACCUUGAAACGUGGGAUAUCAGCCGCAAGACGAAAGAACCGGUCCAUCUUCGCAUAAUUUCCGGUAAUUUGAUAACGGGACUUUUCCCUGUCGUUCAGUCGGAGAACGGCGAGGCUGUGAGGCUCGUCGGGGUGGGCGAGGCCAACGGAACCUUCCGGAUUUACGAAGAAACGAGCAAGUGCAGCGAGGACACUAGGCAGAUUAGGACCGAGUGGUUUCGUCAAUUCGUUCGUAAAGAGACCGAACGGAAACGAUUAUUCAACGAGUGGCAACAACGCCAUUUGAAAACUGAUGAAAAAGCACUCGCCAGACGAGCUGGCAGGGUCACCGAAGAGGCCAAAAGACGCCACGAAGAAGCGAGACUCAAAUUCGUCGAAGAACAAGAAGAACUCGCGAGAGUCAAAGCUGAAAGGAGGGCCAGAAGGAUUCCCAAAUCGAAAGAAACUCUCCGGAAAAUGAAUAACCUUCAAGUAGCCAAAACCAUAUUGCUUGAGAAAAAAGGAUUCUCUCCGAAGCAGCUGCAAGCCGCUCGACAACCGCUGCUUCAGCAGCAGGCUGAACAACUUUCAAGAUUCAUUAAGGCUCAAAAAGUUAUUUCCGAACGCGAUACUCCCUUCAACGACGCACUGUGCCUCGAGCUGACGAGUGACCUGGCUCACCAGGAUACUCAAGCUUUUAUUAAAUCUUCCGAGCCUCAGGAGCAAGCCUCAGAAACGACGAGAAACGAAGAUUUCAUCAAGUACACUGCGAUUCGUGACGAAUGUCGUCUUAUCUUGGCCAACAGUCCACAAUUUCCGAGAUUCGAUUGGAACUCGGUGAUGAAGGAAGGACUGCGUAAAAUCAAACAUUCAUUUCCGCUCCAUUAUCCUGGCAAUCCGUCCCGUCAUGAAUAACAAUACUGCGAUACACUUUUUACGGAUGCGUCAUUUUUUGACACCGCUUCGUCGAAGAUAACACGCCCACAAGACUAACAGAGUUUGGUCACGUAUUUGUAAUCGCUGAUUAAGAAAGAUCAUGCGUUAUUUGUCAUCCAAAAAAGCAACUCAACUUUUUUCCUCUUUCCAUGAUCAAAGGAACGAUUGAAAUUUAUUCUCGCAAUUAUUUAAAUAAUGUGUAACUUGUUUGCUGAGAAUGAUCAAUUUUUAAUAUUAUCAUACCGGUUUAAAUACUUUCGUUGUAAAAUCCUCAAGCAAAAUGUGACAAGAGCCAUUUCCUAUUUACAUGCGUAUGCAUAUCUACAUUUUAAACCA